AGGAGAGUCCCCCGGGAAGAGGGUGAGGGAAGAGAGCCUGGCUCUCCAAAGAAGCCCCCUCUCCAGGGCAGACCUUACUAAGAGGUUGCUACAGUGGGGGUAGGCAGGAGAACUUGAGGGUGUCUGUGGGUUUCCCCUUGCUCCAAAUUUUCCUACAAGCACUUUCACAUGCAGAGGGGACUCUCUAACGGUCAUAAAAAGGAAUGCCACUCUUGAUGUCAGAGGGCAGGGGCAUGGGGAAUGUCGGGGAAGUGGGAGGAUGUGGGCACCAGGGGGUUAAUCCCCAAUGGUCCCAGGGGCCUCCCCCACCAAGCUGGGGGCUUUGGGGGCAGGAAGUCCCCGAGAGAGUGGAGGAAGGGAGAUAGUAUUGUCAGGCUCAGGCCCCAAGGGAGAGAUUAUGGGGGCCAGGGGGAGGGGAGAAUGGGGGAAGGGCUACUCCGGUCCCCCAGCCCACACCCGCUCCGCCCUCAGGUGAGCCCAGGAGUUGUCAGGGAGGCCCAGGUAAGGCAAAACCCGCAGAUCCUUUGCCCCCCACCCCCACCCCCAGGAUUAAAUUCCUGGGAAGAUAGCUGGAACUGUCUUGGAAGCCUGAGUCCCAGGGGGAGAGGGCUAUGACCUUGAAGCUUUACAGCGUCCCCCCUCCAAGCCGACAGCUCUGGAUGGCCAGGAAGGGGGGCGGCGGUGAGAGCAGGGGGAGGCGCGUGGUGGGGAAAGCAGCCGGCCUACUGCGCUCCUUGCCCGCCCCCCCACACCAGCUGUCUCGACAGGUCCCAGGGACCCCCAAAGCUGUCCCCCCCCCAUCCCUCCUGGAGCCCGAGUUGAGAUCGUGGGGUGGUCUGCCUAAAUCCUGGCCUCCAUGCAUGGAGUAUCUGCCAACUUGGAGAUUCUCUGAAAAAGUGAAGAAAUUCGGGAGUCCUCGGAGCGCCCCCAAAUCUGAGGGCUCCCAGGAGAACCUCACCGGCACCACCCCGAGCCUUAGGAGUCAUGGCGAAGUGGUCAGUAUUUGGAACUCGUCCAAGGGGGCUUGGCCUCAAAUCCGAGGCCCCCAGUGCCCUGUCCCCAAAUUCCAGCCCGGAGCAAGCUGGGGGAGGGGGACAAAGGCGGGGCGAGGAGCCCGCGCGGAGCGCGGAAGGGUUUGGAGGCAGUUCGAGGCUCACCUCAUGGCUGCUCAGCGGGCGGGCGGCGCACCCACGGGUGGGUGCUCCCGGGGCGCCCCUGGCUCAAGGUUCAGGGGUUCAGGGCUGGUUCCAGAUUCUGCUCAGUCUCCCCCAGGGUCCCGCCCCAUAGAGUCCGGCUUCCUGGGGGGAACGUGGACGGGGCCGGGGCGGGUCCUCAGGCGCCUCCUCCCUCUGGAGGUUUGGUCGGGGGGUCCCUGCGGCAGAAAGGGGGUGCGGCGUCCCGUUCCCGGCGCGCCCCGUCGGCCGGCGGCGGGUACAAUGUUACUCUUACUACUGUACUUCUCUUCGCUACAUUUCGUUCCAAAAUUCCACUCCCCGCACCCACAAUGCCCUGCGCCUUAAAGGGGCCGCGGGCACCUCAAGGCAGUUGGUGGGGGGUGGUGGUGAAGGGCGCUUAAAAGGGCAACGCGGAACCCUAGACUUCCGCUGUUUACCUCUUCCCCAACGUUAUUGCAUAGGAAUGCAUGCCGAGAGUCGCCCCCAAAUCAGGGGGGUAAGUUUGGUGGAGGGUAAGGGUUCCUUCCUGGAUCCCUCGUUCUCUCCCACGAUGGAAAUUCCUAGGAGGAUCUUAAUGGGGACACAAUUUCUUCUCACCCUCCCCUUCGACUUCUCCAUUUCUUCACGUUCUGCUUAAUUUGGGGUGGGGGGGAGCGAAGAGGAUCCUCUGGUUAAAUAGAUUCUCUCAAAUUUUUCUCCCUUAAAGGCUACCUUCAGACCUCCAACGUCCCCCCUCCUCUGCCAAUUUAUGAAGAGUUACUGAGGGGUGAACCCCUUCCCCAGCACUGG
Molecule: messenger RNA, 1964 nt
Organism: Suricata suricatta (meerkat)
Lineage: Eukaryota; Metazoa; Chordata; Mammalia; Carnivora; Herpestidae
Exons: 2
Coding region: 612-1520 (302 amino acids)
Source: RefSeq, a predicted model, not a curated record